AUGCCUCCUCUACCACCCUCGCGGCGUGGACAGGACAAUGUUAAGCCAGAUCAGAUGGUCGACCUCAGCCGGAGGCUCGCCCAGAAUGCCUAUGACAAAAAGUCCAACCCGAGCGGCAUUGUCGACAUUGGUUCCGCAAAGAACGAGCUGAUGCUCGACGAGCUUCAGACCUGGUUGGCCAAGUAUGACGAUAGCAGGGACAAGGCCGAGUAUCUGAAAUACAACGACACACAGUGCUCUCCCGAGCUUCCAGCUGCGGCGGCAGAGUUCAUGAACCAUUUUUUCAGCCCAAGGAUCCUCCUGACGUCGUCCAAUGUCCUCGUCGGCAACGGUGUGACCGCCCUGCUGGACACGCUGUUCUUCAACAUUGCGGACGAAGGCGAGGUAGUCCUGUACCCAACGCCGAGCUACGGCAUGUUCCCCCACGACGUGACCACGCGCAACGGCUUACACCUCGUCGGCGUGCCUUGCGACGACAUCACCGAGGCCCGCUUCCGGCAGCACAUACGCCCCGGCAGGCCGCAGCCGGAGCUCAUCAACCGCCUGGAGACCGCCGCCGCCGAGCAGCGCCGCCUGGGGAGGCGUGUUGCCGCGCUGCUCAUCGCCAACCCGGACAACCCGCACGCUCGGUGCUACACAGCCGAGCUGCUGCGGUAUAUGGUUGAUUUCUGCCAGCGCGAGUCGAUGCAUUUCGUUGCAGAUGAGAUCUAUGCGCUGAGCGGGGGCGCUAAUUUUACAAGUGUGUUGAAUCUGGACCUGCGUGAUGCUGCUGGAAAUGUGCAUGUGUUGUGGGGCAUGAGUAAAGACUUCGGCAUGGGUGGGUGCCGAGUUGGCUUCCUCGCCACAUACAACGAGCGGCUCUACCAGUCAAUGCGGACUGUGAGCAUGUUUACCUGGGUCUCGGCUUUCGGCGGUAUGACGGCGGCGACAGUAUUAUCCCACCCCAAAUACGUUCGACGGAGGUAUCUCCCCAUGUACCAGAAAGCCUUGAAUAAACGAAGGAAGCAGCUCGACGAAUUCCUGUCCGGAAAUCUAAUCCGGUACACAACCCCUGACGCGGCUUUCUUCGCCUUCGUCGACCUCUCCAGCUGGCUGUCCAAUGUUCAGGGCGACAAUGACAAGGAGCGCGAGGUCGCCUUGCUCGAGUAUCUGAUGGCUCGUGGGGUCUUCCUGGAGCCCGGUAGCGCCUUCUCAGCCAAGAUUCCUGGGAGCUUUCGCUUGAAUUAUGGCACAGACGAGUUCAUCUUCAAACUCGGGCUGAAGCGACUUGCCUCGGCCCUCAAGGAACUGGAAGAGGAAGACAGGGACUCGUUCAGGAAAGAAGCAAAAGCCUCGCGCACAAGCUUAUUGUGCUUCAAAUGA
Molecule: messenger RNA, 1362 nt
Organism: Diaporthe amygdali
Lineage: Eukaryota; Fungi; Ascomycota; Sordariomycetes; Diaporthales; Diaporthaceae
Product: aminotransferase class I and II
Exons: 3
Coding region: 1-1362 (453 amino acids)
Biological process (GO): amino acid metabolic process; biosynthetic process
Molecular function (GO): transaminase activity; pyridoxal phosphate binding
Source: RefSeq, a predicted model, not a curated record